This is a messenger RNA of Cyprinodon tularosa, 4073 nucleotides long. Its product is annotated as CTD small phosphatase-like protein. Lineage: Eukaryota; Metazoa; Chordata; Actinopteri; Cyprinodontiformes; Cyprinodontidae. The coding region runs from base 729 to 1520 and encodes 263 amino acids. The transcript is spliced from 7 exons. Gene Ontology annotation, molecular function: RNA polymerase II CTD heptapeptide repeat phosphatase activity. The record is from RefSeq and is a predicted model, not a curated record.
AUUCUAUUAUAUUUCAUUUUUUAAUGGAAAUAAUUAGAACGUCAUAAUGUGUUGCGUUUGAUGGAGCAGGAAGGGAGAGUAUCGUCCAGCCAGCUAUAGGGUUUGAGCUGCCUGCCUGCUGGAGAGAAUCCAUCCCAGAAACAAACCGCCCCCUCCCACUCUGAACGCCCCCGCUUCAGAUGGAACUCAAAAUACAUUAAUCCUCCAUGUUGCACAGGGAAUGUCGGGCCACCAGAUGUGAAACGCCGUUUUAAAAAGUCCGGUCGAGCAACUUGUGAGUAAUUAAUGCGCGUUUUUGGACGGACACCAAUUCCCUUUAACGGGCUUCCGAGUGUUUUCAGCGCUGUUCCAGACUCGGCCUCGUAUUGGAUAAUCGAUGCUAACAGGCUAACGCUAGCUGCUUGCCGACCUAACUUAGUUUGGACUUUAAGGUCGGGUUUUAUUUCAUUUUUUACACAUAUAUACAUAUAUAUUUGGACAGCGGCAUUACUGAGGCGGCUGAUAAUUUCUUGCUUAAAGCGAAAUAUAUUUUUUUCUUUCGGACAGCCAUAAAUGACAUCCUCCAGUCAGCGCCGUGCUAGCUGGCUGGCUCCAACCGCUGCUCCUCAGACGGUUUCCUGGCUUUGUGGCCACAGGCUGCUAGCUUAGUGGAGCUAGCUACAACGAAGCGGGCGCGUUAUCGCGAAUAACAUUGCUGCAAAACGAAACAGGAAUAGAAACCCGUCUCAAUGGACCACAUGUCCAUAAUAACUCAAGUCCCCAACCCGAAGGAGGAGGAAAUAAUAUCUUUCAACCAAGAAAAAGCAUCCCAGUCAAACAGCAGCCUGAAGAAGCAGCGGAGUCGAAGUAUAUUCAGCACAUUCUUUUGUUGCUUCCGUAACUACAAUGUGGAGCCACCAGCUACCAACAGCAGCUCCCCGCCUCCUCCUGUCGAGGAGAACGGAUCGCCUCCUAAGCCACCAGCCAAGUACCUCCUACCAGAGAUGAAAAUAUCUGACGAUGGUAAAAAGUGUGUGGUGAUAGACUUGGAUGAAACACUCGUGCACAGCUCAUUUAAGCCCAUCAGUAAUGCUGAUUUUAUUGUACCGGUGGAGAUCGAUGGUACCGUUCACCAGGUGUAUGUGCUGAAACGGCCCCAUGUGGACGAGUUCCUCCAGAAGAUGGGGGAGCUGUUUGAAUGUGUGCUCUUCACAGCCAGUCUAGCUAAGUAUGCAGACCCCGUGGCAGACCUGCUGGACCAGUGGGGGGUUUUCCGAGCGCGGCUCUUCAGAGAAUCCUGCGUGUUUCACAGAGGGAACUACGUUAAAGACCUCAGCCGACUGGGGCGAGAGCUCAACAAUGUUAUUAUUGUUGACAAUUCCCCUGCCUCAUAUAUUUUCCAUCCAGAAAAUGCUGUCCCAGUUCAGUCUUGGUUUGACGACAUGAAUGACACAGAACUCCUGGACCUGCUGCCUUUUUUUGAGAAACUCAGCAAAGAAGACGAGGUUUACGGAGUCCUGCGAAAUUUCCGAAGCAGGUAGCAGGACAUGCUGCAGCUCAGCCUGUGCUCUGCGGCCUCCUCUCUGUCCAUCUCUGUCUUUUUUCUACAGCCCGCCGUCUCUCCAGGCUCUGGAAGAUGACCCGGGAGGCAGGGGGGGGGUUCUCACUGUGGAAACCUCCGUGUUCAACCAUGUCUCUCUGCUCUCUCCUCCCUGUGACUGGCUGCCUUCUGAGUGCCAUCAGAAAAACACAAACCUUUAUUAUCCCAGGACCACUGUGUCUCACAGAAACCACACCAGAAAGUGUACCGAGCAUCCUUAGUUAAUGGUAUUGGGGACAAAAUACCGAGAGGAACGAACUCUUUAUUUUCAAAAUCGGCAAACUUUUACUAUUCAGUAAAGUGCUAAUUUUUAAACCAAAAGCAAAAAGAAAAGCAACUUUCCAUCUAAGACUCUUUUUGUGGAACCACACUGAAGCCUGGAAACUAUUUUGUCCUCAUAUUGUUGCUAUGCAGGCAGUUUCUGGUAGUAGAAAGGACUGUGACUCUUUUCUUACUGAAUGAAGUGCCUUGUGUGAAUGUCGUUUAUAUGGGGAGUCGUUUUCUACAUGGCAUAUUUCCAGAGUACUUUUGGUUUUUCACAGAAUAUGCUUUAAAGUGGACACAAGAGUAUCAGUAUCUAAAGUUGUACUUCACUUUUGUUUUUUCUUUUGGAUCAUCGGCCGCUGGUUAUUCGUCUCGUAGUACUUCUUUUUUUUUCUUUGUUUUUCCUGUAUGCUUGUGCCAUUAUAUAGGUGUGACUUUGUUUUCUUUCAGCUUUCAUUAUUUGGAGAGCUAGUUUAAUUUUUAUGUUAGGCAAAUGGCCGCGCUUGCAGCUGUGAAUAUCAAGCCCCCAUCUGCUGCAAGUUUUAUUCUUUCUUUGAUCAUUUGAUCUGAAAGCUCAGAUAAAACUGUGCCAUUCAUUCAUCCAUUUCCUCCACAUUUUUUUUUAGUUAUUGCUUUUUAAUUUUUUUCCUGCCAAACGAGGAAAUCUCCUUUAUUAGGCUCCAUAUCUUUGCCACAGUUUGAGUUAAGCCUGUUUAAUGAUUAUUAAAUAUAGCAUUAUAGCUUAUUUGCUUUGAGAUCUGUUCUGUUACGUUUAUCAGAUGACCGGCUCUCGGUCUGUGUUGGUCUUUGAAAGAGUCCGAGGUCGCUGAGGCACACAGAGGACGCCAUGUCUCUCUUCCCUCCUGACUCGAGGAACCUCCAGGAGUUUGGUGUAGACGCUUGUCAAUAUCACACCUUCGUCCUGAUUGACGUGCCGUCGUUGCCGGGGCUUCUCCAGCCUUGCCGGAAGACCUUAUGUCAUGUUUAUUGUCCCAGACUUUUUCUUUUAUAAAAACAAACUAACUCUUCUUCACCUCAGUGCCUAUGUUUGAAAGGAGCCCAGCAAAACCAAAUGCUGCAACAUUAGAUACCAUGGCAAUAACCUUUUGUUUUUUUUCCUUUUUUUUUGCAUUAAUAUGUUUCCAUCCCGGUUUGUUUUGGGUUUUCUAAGAGCACUUGACAAAUCCAUGCAGUAGGGGUUUAACUAUGAUUCCUGCUUUCAGAUCAGACGAACGACAACCUUUUAUUAAGAAUAAUCUUUAUCAGAUUAGUGCUGGAGCAGUUAAAAUGUUUGAUUCUGGGUGAAAGUCAGCUUUCAUUUAAGGUAGACUGUGAAAAGGACGCCUUGAGGAGCGUCCUGCUGAUCAAUGAAGCGCUAGCAGGGUCCUGAAACGGAAAAAUUGGACAGUGAAGAACUGAAUCCUUGGCGUUGAUGCCUUACUGCCAAGGGAGACACAAAGCAGGUCUUCUUUUUCGAUCCAGCAUUGCAUUGAGAGGGAUGCUGUUCCGUCUGUGGUGUUGAAUCUCAGAGCUGCAUAUGUGGAUCAUACGCAGCCUGGCUGAGGUGACAUGACAUGUCCCAACAAACUGGGGUUUGUUGCUUGGUUUAAAGGGUCAUGGUAUUUUAUGAGAAGGCUACACUACUUCAUAUGUUUUUCUUUAUCUCAAAGGUCGCUGCUCCUUCAGGAAAACCUGAUCAUCUGAUCUUUCUUUUGAGCAUUUGUGUUGGUAGUGAGUUCAGGUCAUGAUGGUUUUGGCGCAAUGCUUUUUUUUGUUUGUUUUUUUAUACAUAUAAAUAUAUAUGAAGCAUUGCUUUUACUCUUCUACACCUCUCUAAUUUAUCUGAAAAUUUUCAUUGUAAUAUUUUUCUACCUACAUCUUGUCAGUAUUUGCUAUAAAAAAAAGUCAUGUAACCCAUUUUUUAGAUUUGUUUUGUCUCUGUCUUUUGCCUUUUUUUUUGAUAGCUCUCUGUCAGAGGGACGCGUUUACGUGUCUGUUUCCUUAAAUUUUUCCCCACCAUUUCACUUACGAUCACGUCGAUCCAUUUGUAUUAACACCAAAGUUCUAAAACACUUAAGGUUCAGUCACAGUGGUGUCGUUUUGGUUCAGGUUCACUUCUUUUGUUUUUUUUUUGCAGAAAACACUUUGUUUUUGUUGACUUUGAGUUUUGGCAGUGUUCUGAGCAUCUUUUUUUUUUUUCUUUCCUUAAUAAAGGCUUCAUUGAACCUAA